Anguilla rostrata (American eel) is the source of this 9833-nucleotide messenger RNA. Its product is annotated as plexin-A2-like. Gene Ontology annotation, biological process: regulation of GTPase activity; semaphorin-plexin signaling pathway involved in axon guidance; positive regulation of axonogenesis. The record is from RefSeq and is a predicted model, not a curated record. Gene Ontology annotation, cellular component: plasma membrane; semaphorin receptor complex. NCBI's taxonomy places the organism in Eukaryota, Metazoa, Chordata, Actinopteri, Anguilliformes, Anguillidae. Gene Ontology annotation, molecular function: protein binding; semaphorin receptor activity.
GUUGCGAACGCAGUCGCUUCUACCAAAAGUUGCGAACGCGGGAGACAUGCAGAUGAGCGCGUUCCGCUCGGGGAGCACGGCGGAGGCUGGAGAGGGGCUGGGUUUAAACAUUAUUGUACAGCGGGGAGUUCAGUCUGCGCGGGGACUGGGUUCCGUUUGCGUUCUUUCAGUCUAGCGUAGAAAGCUCUGAAUGAGACGAGCGCGUGCGGAUGUCGGGCACGAGGCAGCAACUCAAACUGAGUACGGCGAGACGGAAUAAGGGCACACUACAUUGGUUGAGAAUGUCCUGUAUCAUGAAAUGAUAUUCCGUAUUACAGUAAUUACUUCGUAAAUGUCAGAUGUAGAUGGAUGCAUUACACUGUACUAAUAGUACCCAAAUUGAAGCAGACCAAAUAUCUUUUCCUAGUUGCCUGCUGAAUGGACAUUCAGGGGAACAAUGUUGAACAGUGCCAGUGGUCAAAGCCGUCAUCUGAUUUAGAAUAGGAUAUUAGUAUAAAUUUAGAUGGAUUUAAACUAGAACGCGGUCCGGAGGAAGAAAGCGUUCUCCUGAAAUCUUACUGAAAUGAUGAAACGCUGCUGAUUUUCCUGAAAGAACCAUGUGAGGACCGUGCGACAGGGUGUCAGAGUUUUAAAGAGCAGAGCCGGACGCUGUCCCGUCCCGCGAACCCCUCCUGAAGCUCCCCCCACCUCCCCGCGCUCCUCAGCGAGGGACGCCGGCGGUAUGGCGGGCGGGCCUGAUUUUCGGCGGGGUCCGUCUCCCCGCCCGCGGGGACGCUUGGGGCUCCUGGCGCUCUGGCUGUCGCUCCUGGCCGCCCCGCUCCCGCGUGUCGCGGCCGGCGGGAGCUCGUUCCGCGGCUUCCGGCCCGAGCGGCGGGACUGGCCCUUCAACCACCUGACCGUGCACCGGGCGACGGGCGCGGUCUACGUGGGCGCGGUCAACCGCGUCUACAAGCUCUCGGCCAACCUGACGCUGCUGGUGUCCCACGACACGGGGCCCGAGGCCGACAACAAGGCCUGCUACCCGCCCCAGACCGUGCAGCCCUGCGCCGAGCCCCUGGCCCCCACCGACAACGUCAACAAGAUGCUGCUGGUGGACUACGAGCGGAGCCGCCUGCUGGCCUGCGGGAGCCUGCACCAGGGGGUCUGCCGGCUGCUCCGCCUGGAGGACCUCUUCACCCUCGCCGAGCCGUCCCACCGCAAGGAGCACUACCUGUCCAGCGUGGACCGGACGGGCACCAUGUACGGCGUGCUGGUGCCCCGGCCUGGGCGGGACGCCACGCUGUUCGUGGGCACGGCGGUGGGCGGGAAGCAGGACUACUUCCCCACGCUGUCCAGCCGCAAGCUGCCGCGGGACCCCGAGUCGUCGGCCAUGCUGGACUACGAGAUGCACAGCGACUUCGUCUCGUCGCUGGUGAAGAUCCCGUCGGACACGCUGGCGCUGGUGCCGCGCUUCGACAUCUACUACGUCUACGGCUUCGCCAGCGGCGGCUUCGUCUACUUCCUGACGGUGCAGCCGGAGACGGGCGAGGGCGGGGCGGGCGUGGCGGACGGCGGCGGCGGGGUCGGAGGCGGCGGAGGCGGCGGCGCCGACCUCUUCUACACCUCGCGCGUGGUGCGCCUCUGCGAGGGCGACAACAAGUUCCACUCGUACGCCUCGCUGCCGCUGGGCUGCGCGCGGCGCGGCGUGGAGUACCGCCUCCUGCAGGCCGCGCACCUCGGCAAGCCGGGCCGCGCGCUCGCCGCCGCGCUCAACGUCAGCGCCCGCGACGACGUGCUCUUCGCCGUCUUCUCCAAGGGCCAGAAGCGCUACCACCGGCCGCCCGACGACUCCGCCCUCUGCGCGUUCAGCGUGCGCGAGAUCAACGCCCGCGUGCGCGAGCGGCUGCGCUCCUGCUACCAGGGCGAGGGCCACCUGGAGCUGCACUGGCUGCUGGGAAAGGACGUGCGCUGCACCAAGGCGCCUGUCCCCAUCGAUGACUCCUUCUGUGGGCUGGACAUUAACCAGCCCCUGGGGGGCAGCCAGCUGGUGAGCGGCCUGGUGCUGUACGCGGAGUCCAGGGACCGGCUCAGCGCCGUGUCCUCCUACGUCCACGCCGGCCGCUGCGUGGCCUUCCUGGGCACCCGCAGCGGCCGUCUGAAGAAGAUCCGAGUGGACGGCGCCCCUCAGGGCGGGGUGCUGUACGAGACUCUGUCGGUCUUCAGCGACGGCAGUCCGGUCCUGCGCGACAUGGCCUUCUCCCUGGACUACAACUUUAUCUACGUCAUGUCCGAGAGAGAGGUUGCGCGCGUCCCCAUCGCGUCCUGUGAGCAGUACGGCACCUGCAGGGAGUGUCUGACCUCGGGCGACCCCCACUGCGGCUGGUGUGUCCUGCACAACAGGUGCUGCAGGAGGGAGCUCUGCGCUCGAGCUGAGGAGCCCUUCCGUUUCGCCGUCGCCGUGGGCCAGUGUGUGAGGAUGAGCGUGUUCCCCAACAGCGUGGCCGUUUCCCAUCCCAGCAUUCCGCUCCUGGUCACCGUCGGCAACGUCCCCGACCUCUCCGCGGGGGUCACCUGCUCUUUUGGGGACCUGAUGGAGGUCGAGGCGCAGGUCAGGGGAACCCAGAUCACCUGCGUGUCUCCGCCCCCCAAGGAGGUGCCCCUCAUCCCCGCUGGCCGAGACUGGUUCAGUGUUGAGCUGAAGCUGAACUCUGUGGAGACGGGCCAGAUGCUGGCCAGCACAGAGGUCAAGUUCUACAACUGCAGCGUCCACCAACUGUGUCUGUCCUGUGUGAACAGCGCUUUUCACUGUCACUGGUGCAAGUACCGCCACGUCUGCACCCACGACCCCAGCAGCUGCUCCUUCCUGGAGGGCCGCGUCAACGCGUCCAAGGACUGCCCCCAGCUGGUGCGCUCGGGCGGGAUCCUGAUCCCGGCGGGGGAGGUCCAGCCCGUGACGCUGCGGGCGCGGAACCUGCCCCAGCCGCAGUCGGGCCAGCGCGGGUACGAGUGCGUCCUGCACAUCCAGGGCCAGCGCCAGCGCGUCACCGCCCUGCGCUUCAACAGCACCAGCGUGCAGUGCCAGAACACCUCGUACAUUUAUGAGGGGAUGAAGAUCAGUGAUCUAUUGGUGGACUUCUCCGUGGUCUGGAAUGGCAAUUUCGUCAUUGACAAUCCGGAGAGAGUUAAAGUGCACCUGUACAAGUGCGCGGCGCAGCGGGAGAGCUGCGGGGCGUGUCUGAAGGCCGACAGGAAGUACCGCUGCGGGUGGUGCAGCGGGGACGGCGGGGAGGGCCGCUGCACGCUGCGCCAACACUGCCCGCUGCCCGCCGCCGCCGCCAACCGCUGGCUGGACCCGUCCGACAGGAGCGUCAAGUGCAUCAACCCCCACAUCACUCAGGUGACGCCACUGGCCGGUCCUCCGGAAGGGGGCACUCUGGUGACGAUUCGGGGGGUGAACCUGGGGCUGUCCCUCUCCGAGGUGGUGGGGAACGUGCAGGUGGCGGGGGUCCGGUGCGCCCCCCUGGAGGACUCCUACGUCGUCGCCGAACAGAUCGUGUGUGAGAUGGAGGCCGCUCCGCUGCAGAGCAGGCCCGGGCCGGUGCAGCUGUGUGUCGGGGAGUGCCGCCCAGAACUCCGCGCUCGGUCCUCCCAGCUCUUCUCCUUCAUGACGCCAGCAGUGAAAGGGCUGUCCCCCGGCCGAGGCCCCGAGUCGGGGGGCACGAAGGUGACCGUCCUGGGGGAGAACCUGGCGGCGGGGAGUAACGCGGAGGUCAAGUUCGGAAAUCAGACCUGCGAGUUCUACGGGCGGACCGCGACGGAGAUUGUCUGCGUCUCCGCCCCCUCCCUGACCGGUUUGGGCCCGGUGCCGGUCUGGGUUCGAGUGGACCGGGCCCAGCUGAAGGGGAACCUGGCCUUCAGGUACAUCGAGGACCCCACUGUCCAGCGGAUCGAGCCAGAGUGGAGCAUCACCAGCGGCCACACCCCUCUGACCGUCACCGGUACCAUUGACGUGGUGCAGGAGCCGCGGAUCAGGGUGAAAUACGGCGGCAGGGAGUCCGUCAGCGUGUGUAAGGUGCUCAACACCUCCACUCUCAGCUGCUAUGCCCCGCCCCUGGGGACGGAUUACCUGGCGGGGGCGGAGUCUCUCAGGCACGCGGACGAGCUGGGCUUCAUCUUUAACAACGUGCAGGCCCUGCUCACCUACAACAGCACCAGCUUCAUAUACUACCCCAACCCCGCCUUCGAGCCCCUCAGCGCCUCCGGGGUCCUGGAGCAGAAGCCUGGCUCCCCUGUGAUCCUGAAGGGCAGGAAUCUGGUGCCCCCAGCGUUGGGCGGGGCCAGGCUCAAUUACACGGUUCUGAUUGGGGACACGCCCUGCUCGUUAACCGUCUCCGAGACUCAGCUGCUGUGUGAGCCGCCCAACCUCACCGGCCAGCACAAAGUCCUGGUCCAGGUGGGCGGGCUCCACGUCUCCCCCGGCACGGUGAGCUUCCAGUCGGACAGCCCGCUGACCCUGCCCGCCAUCGUCAGCAUGGCGGUGGGCGGCGGCCUCCUCUUCGUCAGCGUCGCCCUCGUCCUCCUCGCCUAUAGGCGCAAGUCCCGCCAGAACGACCUCACUCUCAAGCGGCUGCAGAUGCAGAUGGACUCGCUGGAGUCCCGCGUGGCGCUGGAGUGCAAGGAAGCCUUCGCCGAGCUCCAGACGGACAUCAACGAGCUGACCAGCGACCUGGACCGCGCAGGUAUCCCUCACCUGGACUACCGCACCUACGCCAUGCGCGUGCUCUUCCCCGGGAUCGAGGACCACCCUGUCCUGAGGGAGCUGGAGGUGUCGGGGAACAGGCAGGUGUCGGUGGAGAAAGCCCUGCGGCUGUUCGCUCAGCUCCUCAACAACAAGGUGUUCCUGCUGUCCUUCAUCCGCACGCUGGAGCUGCAGCGCUCCUUCUCCAUGCGCGACCGCGGCAACGUGGCCUCGCUCAUCAUGACCGCGCUGCAGGGCCGGCUGGAGUACGCCACCGACAUCCUCAAGCACCUGCUCUCCGACCUCAUCAACCGCAACCUGGAGAGCAAGAACCACCCCAAGCUGCUGCUGCGCAGGACAGAAUCUGUCGCCGAGAAGAUGCUGACGAACUGGUUCACGUUCCUGCUCCACAAAUUCCUGAAGGAGUGUGUUGGGGAGCCCCUGUUCAUGCUGUACUGUGCCAUUAAGCAGCAGAUGGAGAAGGGCCCCAUAGACUCCAUCACUGGAGAGGCCAGAUACUCCCUGAGCGAGGACAAGCUCAUCCGCCAGCAACUCGACUACAAAACUUUGACCCUGCGCUGUGUGAGCCCCGAAAACGAGAACAGCCCGGAGGUCCCGGUGAAGGUGCUCAACUGUGACACGGUGACCCAGGUGAAGGAGAAGAUCCUGGACGCCGUGUACAAGAACGUGCCCUUCUCCCAGAGACCCAGAGCCGUCAACAUGGACCUGGAGUGGCGACAGGGCCAGUUGGGGCGUGUGGUGCUGCAGGAUGAGGACAUCACCACAAAGAUCGACAACGACUGGAAACGACUCAACACCCUCAUGCACUACCAGGUUUCGGACUGCUCCGUGGUGGCCUUGGUGCCCAAGCAAACGUCCUCCUACAACGUCCCGCCGCUGGCUAGCAUCCCGCGCACCAUCAGCAGAUAUGAUUUGGCGCUGCGCUACGCCUCCGGCAGUCCCGACAGCUUGCGUUCGCGCGCCCCCAUGAUCACGCCCGACCUGGAGAGCGGGGUCCGGGUGUGGCACCUGGUGAAGAACCACGAGCACGGCGACCAGAAGGAGGGCGACCGCGGCAGCAAGAUGGUGUCGGAGAUCUACCUGACCCGGCUGCUGGCCACCAAGGGCACGCUGCAGAAGUUUGUGGACGACCUGUUCGAGACCCUCUUCAGCACGGCCCACCGCGGCAGCGCCCUGCCCCUCGCCAUCAAGUACAUGUUCGACUUCCUGGACGAGCAGGCCGACAAGCACGGCAUCCACGACGUGGACGUGCGCCACACGUGGAAGAGCAACUGCCUCCCGCUGAGGUUCUGGGUGAACGUGAUCAAGAACCCGCAGUUCGUCUUCGACAUCCACAAGAGCAGCAUCACGGACGCCUGCCUGUCGGUGGUGGCCCAGACCUUCAUGGACUCCUGCUCCACCUCCGAGCACCGGCUGGGCAAGGACUCGCCCUCCAACAAGCUGCUCUACGCCAAGGACAUCCCCAACUACAAGAGCUGGGUGGAGAGGUAUUACGCAGACAUCAGCCGCCUGCCGGCCAUCAGUGACCAGGACAUGAACGCGUACCUGGCCGAGCAGGCCCGGCUGCACUCGUCCGAGUUCAACAUGCUGAGCGCGCUCCACGAGAUCUACUCCUACGUCGGCAAGUACAGCCAGGAGAUCUUGGCGGCGCUGGAGCAGGACGAGCAGGCCAGGAAGCAGCGGCUGGCCCAAAAGCUGGACCAGCUGAUCGGGGCCAUGUCCCUGGAGAGCUGAGAGAGAGAGGGACAAGGAGAAAGAGAGAGAGAGAGAGGAAGAGAGGAAGGGGGAAAGAGGAAGUGAACCACACCGAGCAAGCUGAGAGACGCUGAGAAACAGACGGGGUCGCCCCUGCUUCUCUGAAGACCUGUCUGACUUGUCUGACUUUGAAACGCUGAACCGCUUCUAAAAGAUGGCCGCUCCGGGCUCUGCUUCGUGAGGUCUGCGGGGCAUCUGCGGUCGUUGCCAUGGAGACGAGGGCACCGGAGGAGAGAGAGAGAGAGAGAGAGAGAGAUGCGGAACAGGCUUCCAGAGGAGUCACAUGAUGUCCUCUCUCGGACAGUUUAGGGCCUGGAGCGGCUGUCUGCAGAACUCCUGACGACGAGACGAGGGGGAUGGGACGAGGGAACUCUGAUCUCUCUGAGGGAGCCUCAGUCUUCACAGAAAUAUUUCAGUGCUGAAACAGUAUUUCAUGCUGAAUUCUUUUUUUUUUUCUUCUUCUAAAUAUCUUAUUCUCAGCCACAGCCGCAGUGGGGCUCACCCCGAGCUGAGAAGUGUCGCAGUGCUGUGGGUGUGAAGCCCCUCGAGGAGUUCUAUCUCUGUGUCUGCCCACUAUAGCAGCAUGGCUGCAUAAAUUCAAAUGUACAUUAAUCAGCGUGAGACCUCCUCUAAAGUUGUUUGGAAAGAUCUUGGAAAGGAUCACACCUCCACCUAAAAUAAUUCCUGGAAGGGGGGCCAAUUUUGGGGCGUGGAUUUGGAUGCAUUGUUCUCUUCCCUCUGUGCUCCAAGCCAGCCUUCUGGGGGGUAGGGCACACUUUGAAAGCACUCCUUUAACCCUUUUUGAGGUGUGAGGUCACAGACGUGUGAUUGGAAUGUUCUUAACUGAACAUUCUAACGCUGACGUGCAUAACAAUCGCUGCUGGCGACUGAAACGACGGAGUUCUAGAACACUGAAGACUUAGGAUGUUGAAAAAAAAAAACAACAUUCCUAAAAAGUCCUGCUCUUCAAAGGCUUAAACAAGCCUAUUGGGAUGUGAAGGGUGCAGAGGACUGAUCGGGGGUAUCUGACAUGCGUCCACUGUGGGGUGCCUCUGCUACAGGCCACAGGCAGAGCGCCCCCCUCUCUGCUUAAAAUGUUAUUGUAAGUUACCACGUCGUAGUGUGGAGGAAUAAAGCGUCUUUAUUUAUUUGCAGUUGAACGCACGCAAUGCUGAGUGAAUUACUUCAGCGGACAUUGCUUGCUUACCCAAACAGCCCUCUUCGAUACGCUCCUCAACGCAUGCCAUUCGCGGUCAUUUUGGACCUUUAAGCUUGUAACAGUGCCAAAAAGUUAUGCCAUGUUGUAAUCUGUACCAUUUUAAAGCAUCAAUAUUUAUUGAGAAAAGGUCUGCAUCUAUAUGAAUGGCCGGGGACUAUUCUUGCUUUGUGAACAGUCGCGCAUCAGUUCCACCGUGGGGUGCUGUGGUUCGGUGUCCUCUGUAAUGGAGUGGUGUUCACGUCGCAGCGUGCUGUGUGUGACGGUAUUGUCGUCUGUGAUAAACUGCUCUUGGAUCGCGAGUACUGGUCAACGCUCACAGCAGCAUAUGUGUCCGUGUGAGUUUUCCCCACGUUCUCAUUGAAAAAGAAACAGCCGUUUUUUUUCAAAUGUGUAUGUGAUUUCCCGUUGAUAUUUUGCUCUUGAUGGUCAUGUCUUCCACAAGCAAAGACAUGUUGUGACAGUUUUCUUUUUUGCCUGCACUGUCAUAUUUUGUGGACAAGCUGUGGAAUUAUAUUUUCUAGGUGUGUGUCCUAGAAAGCCCAAAGGAAAUUUAUUUCGUCAAAUUAAAAUUAAUCUCCAGCACUGCACAGGGUCUUAAUAAUGAAAUGAACGGCAUUGUGGGUAGAUUUUAAUCAGUUUCUAGACUGGCAGGGCCAGCUGUGGUGCUCCAGUAACCGUGGAGACGCUGUGCAGAUGCCGUGCUGUCGAUGUGGAUUGCCCUAGGGGUUUCCCCAUCUCACAUUGGGCACAGUGAGGUGUUCUUAGAGGUAAAAAAAGAAUUAUUUACAUUUAUAUAGCACUUUCCUCGAAGUUCAAAGCGCUUUUUUUUUUUUUGUUACAGUGAUGAGGGGGGAACUCACCUCAGCCACCACCAACGUGUAGUACCCACCCAGGGGAUGCACGGCAGCCAUUUUGCACCAGAACUCUGAUCGUACAUUGGCUGUGGUGGAGAGAGAGAGGGAAUGAUUUGCCAGUUAAACUGGAGGAAGAUUAAAGUGAUGGGUUGUGAAAACCAGGGUUUUGAAUUUACCCAGGUGUACUGAGAGAGUGUCAGACUAGUAGUUCACACGGAUGCGCACAGCAAGAAAUGAGCAUUUCAGCAACCAGAUGCCACCGGACACCGCAUGCCUGGUCAUUCAAGCACUCGACAAGCUGGGCUGGCUUUGGCAUGUGUGCUUUAAUACAUAACUCACGCGUAGUUCAUGGUUAACCUCACAGACGAUUCUUAAAACUAGUUGAAUGUACAUUGCGUCAAAGACAUACUCAUGAAGGUGAUAUUGGUGGGAGAAUAAAUUUUUAAAGGUGUUUGUAUCCUGAUUUUGGGUUUACGGAUUCUCACGGCAGUUGGUGUGCAGUUAUUAUAAUUCGUAUGUCCUGUUCCGUCCCGUCCUCACUGUUUCACCCUCUGCCAAGCGGAAUAUGAUUAAACCAGUCAAAGGUCCUGGGGAUGUGGGUCUUUUUGACAGUGUUUGAAAAGUGUUUUUAUUGAGGGAGAAAGAAGCGAUCUUUUAACUCUGCUUUUUUUUUUGAAAAUCCCUCUUAGAAACAUGAGGAUAUGCAGUAGGUGGGAUGAAAACCUGCAUACCUUUCCAUCAGUCUCUGUGCGCAACCUUUCGAUGCCUUCUGCCUCUCUCUUUCUCUCUCUCUCUCCUCUCUCAUCUUCCUCCUCUCUAACACUGAGGAGGAUGGAGGCAAACCGUCAGCCCGUCACUCUGAAUAUACCUCCUCUCCGCGUUUCACUUCAAAACUUUUCACUUUAAAACUUGAGAUUCUGACGUGAUUUAAAAUCACAGAAUGUUUGUUAACAUUGAUUUCCAGUUUUCAAAAAAAAAAAAACAUGGCAUGCUAUUAGUAUUCAUAGUAGAAACUGGAAGUAAAUACAAAUAACCAAGAUGAUGUUCCAUGAUGUCUGUUUUUGUUUUAUACUGGACGUGUUGUGAAAGUUGUAAGAAACUGAAAGUAUUUUAAUAUUUAUUUUGCUUUUUAUGACAACACAUUGUGUACCUAUUGUAAAUAUUGUAUGAAGUAUGCUCAUUUUGAAAGCCAGGGAUUUACUGUGUGUUGUUGUUGUAUAUGAAUAAAUUUUUACUGGUUAAAAAUGAAAGUACAGCCAAAAUUGUG